AUGGCCGAGUUCGCAUCGGGCGCCGUGAGCUCGUUGCUGGGCGUCAUCCGCAACGAGGCGGGGCUGCUGGGUGGCGUCCGGAACGACGUGCAGUUCAUCAAGGAGGAGAUGGAGAGCAUGAGCAGCUUCCUGGCUCACUUGGCCCGGACGGAGCCAUCCGGCACCGGCGGGGAGCACCACGACGAGCAGGUGCGGACGUGGAUGAACCACGUCCGGCUGCUCGCCCAGGACUGCAGCAACUGCAUCGACCUCUACGUCUACCACGGCAACAACCCAGAUAUCCACCGCGCCAGAGGCGGCCUCUGGCGCUACCUCUGGUGGCUUCCCUGGCUCGUACAGAGUAUCGUCCCUCUCCAGCGGCACCGCGUGGCCUUACAUCUGCGUGAGCUCAAGCAGAGGGCUCGCGACGUCAGUGAGAGACGGCAGAGGUACGACGUCAAGAUCCCGGAGAGGGCUUCGCGGUCUGGGCGGUUAACAACACAAGGCGGCAACGGCGGUGAAGACGACGAUACCACCGCCUCAGACGACGACGAUGUUCAGCAUCAGCUGGUGGUGGCAAGGGCGACAACGACCGAUCGUCGUCGUCGUCCAAGAGACUUCCUCUUCGAGCCUCCCAGUCUGGGUGGCUACAUGGAGGGGAAGCUAGUCGAGUGGAUACAGAAAUCCCUGGAACGACAACUGGGAGGCUCGACACCAUCCAUCGCCGUUAUGGCACCACGUUCCGAGGCCGCAGCAGCUCUUGCACUUGAAGUCGAGGCUUUGGCGGCAAGACAUCUCCAGUGCGGCAACGUGAUCUUGGUCGACAACAUGGGGAGAGGUAGAGGUACGCGGCUGCUGCCCUGGGCAAUUCUCUGCUACAUCCUGCGGAAGCUCCAGCAUGCCCCGUCGACUGAUUCUGAGUCUGGGCCUGAAUCCAAGUCCGAGCAAAAACAAGGCAGCGCAGCAUCUGAAAGAAACAAAGGCGGUGGCAGUGGCACAGCCGAACAAAACAAGAAUGAGGAGAAAGUAGAAGGCUUGCACGCCCAAGAGCUAGAGGCCCGCAGACUCUGGAGGUGGCUGCGAGCAGCUGUGAACCUACUCUUCAUUCGUCAGGGAAUGCCGGAGCUUGAUGAAAUCAUGAGAAAUAUCGAGCAAAUGAAGGUUACAGACAAGAUUGGAAAAAUCAAGCGCAAGAUUGAACAGAUGAAGCAGCCGGACGACCAGUUAACGCUGGAGCUGGAACAGAUCAAGGACGGUGACCUGCCGUUCCAGCUGGAAGACCAGACCUUGGCUGCUGAACCCCUUGGCGUACUACACCUGGCGCUGUUGCUCCUGGAGCUCAAAUCAAAGCCAGCUGCUGCUGCUAAAAGUAAUACUACUGCUACUAAACAAUACCAAGGAAGUAGCAAGGCAUUGCAGCAGUACCAGGCCGCCGUCCGUAAAAUCGCCACGAUGAUCAAAGAUCAUAUGGAAAUACUAGAAGAAGAAGAAGCAAAGGAGGCACCUCUGAUUUAUCUCCAUCAUACCCAAUAUGUGGACAUCCUGGAGCAGGUGUUCCCGAUGGCCAAGCCCCUGCGGGCAGAGAAACAAGCCACAGAAGCCCCCGACUCUACAGCCACCACAUUGGUCGAGGAUCAAAUCAAAGCAAUCUCUCAGGGAACUGUUAUUGAAGAAACAAUAGAGAAGCUAGGAGAACUCCAUCACAGGCUUGAAGAGCAGCUAAAGAUCAAAGGGCUCGUGGACAAGAUCAGUAACCAUUUGAAUCAAGAGAGGACCCUGAUUAUCCUCCAAACCGAAUCGGAAAACAUAUAUAGAUGGGAGGAGACAAGAAACGCUUUGAGCCUGUUGGGCUGCAUCAUCGGCGCAGUGAUUGUGACCACCAAGGAGACCACGGAAAGUGUCCAAGAAUAUUGCUCUCCACCCUGGAAGCCUAUAAACUAUUGUCUUCUUGGCCUCUAUCAUGACAUUGUGCUUGACCUUACAAGCCAGCAGAAGAAUGAAGCAAGCAACUACGAUCACAAGAUCCUCUAUGACAUCUUGAACAAGUGCGGCUCACAUGAAUUCUGCAUGAAGAUGUUCGCUCAUGCUUUGUACACCAACCCCAACAGGAGCUACAAAGCACUGUGCAAGCUAGACAGCGCCUUGCAGGAUUCGCCAAAAUCAGUGGACAGUAUUGCUAACAAGAUGUUCAUGUUCUCCUACAGGGAUUUGACAAAAGAAUACAGGUCCUGCUUGUUGCACCUAGCUAUAUUCCCUUCAGGUUGCAACCUUAGGCGGUCAACCCUGAUGGGACGCUGGGUUGCAGAAGGUCUGAUAAAUAAGGAAGAUUGGCACCAUUCUGUGCAUUGGGCCAGCCGAUGUUUUGACGCGCUUGUCAACCGGUGGCUUGUUUAUCCUGUUAAUAUUGGUGGUACGGGAAAGGUCAAGACCUGUGAAGUUGGCAGUCUAGUUCAUGGAAUCAUUACCAAGAUCGCAAGGAAACAGCAUAUGGUGAAGACAAGCCUAUCACAUCAUUUAGCUCGACACUUCUCCAUUUUCAACGAUCUCCGGCUCCGUGGUUCUGAUAAAAUCCACAUUUUCUUUCGAAACCUAUCUGAAUCAUCUCAGUUGUGUCUGCUCAAGGUGCUUGAUCUAGAAGGAUGUCUUUGCUUCGGGAAGAAACAAUCUUACCUCAAGGUCAUUUGCAGCAAGAUGUUACUGCUCAAGUUUCUAAGCCUAAGGGGAACAGAUGUUUCGCAAAUACCCAGUGAAAUCAACGAUCUCCAAGUGCUGGAGGUAUUGGACAUCCGGCAGACCAAGGUGCCUGCAUCUGCAACAAAACAUAUCCUGCUCCUGAAGCUGAAGCGUCUACUGGCUGGUAACUCUGAUACAAGUCCAAGCAGUACUGAUGACACAAGUAUGACCAAGGAACUCUCCGCUGUACGAGUUCCUAACAAGGUCGGGAAAUUUGUAAACAUGGAGGUAUUGUCCAAUGUCAAGGCUUCGCAGACUGGUCAAGAAUUGAAAGACAUUGGAAAGCUAUGGCAGCUGAGAAAGCUUGGUGUGGUCAUUGACAACAGGAAUGGUCACCUAAUAAAUCUGCUUCAAGCAAUCAGCGACCUGCAUGAGUGCCUUCGGUCUCUGUCGAUCUCUCUUUCUAAGGGUGCUGCUUCUAGUUCUAGCAGAGAAGUUGGUAUUUCCUCUCCCCUGACAUACUAUCCCGAGCUUCUUGAGAGCCUGAGCAUUAGUGGAACCACUGAAAAGGUGCAGCUGUUGCCAUUAUUGACCAAAUAUGGUAAUCAACUUUCCAAGUUAACUCUAUGUAGCACCGGGCUGCACCAGGGAGAUCUUAAUGUCCUGUACAAGUUGCCCAAGUUGUUCUGUGUUAGACUCCGAUGCAAUGCAUACAGUGAAAGAAAGCUCACCUUCAUGACCGAAGAAUUCACAAAUCUCAGCUACUUCCUUGUUGAGGGCUCUAACAUGACUGAAAUCAGCUUUGAUGGUGGCGCCCCUGAGCUCAAGAAGAUUGUUUUGUCCUUCACUAACAUAGAGUAUAUUGGCGGAGUCGAUAACCUUCCAAAAUUGGAGGAGCUUGAGCUGAGAAACAACAGCAGCAGGUUGCUUUCAUUUUUUGACAAUGCCAACCAAAUAGCCAAGGUGACUCUUUGUGGUACAUCGUUGAAGCAAUGUGAUCUUCAAAUGCUCGCCGAGAAGCCAAACUUGCGCUGCUUAGUGCUCAUGGAGAACUCUUAUGUUGAAAAGCAGCUUAAUUUCUACAGUGAUGAGUUCCCACAGCUCACCCUUCUUGCUGUCAACUGCUCUGAUGUCACCAACAUAAGCUUCAACGAACGGUCGGCUGCAAAUCUCGAGAAGAUUGUCUGUAUCUUCACCAAGAUGGACUCUCUGUCUGGCAUCAGCCAUCUUCGGAAAUUGAAGGAACUCGAGUUCAAGGGUGACAUUGUUCCUAAAGAUGUGGAAGAAGCCUUUGAUGAGUAUGAGAAACUAUAUAAAAGGAGACCCGACUAUAAAUACAGCAAGCAAAAAAAUCAAGACCAACAAAAGGAAAAUGCACCAGAAGAAGACAAUGUUUCGAAAUGCCCAUUAUUCUGGAAGAGCAAGGGUUGACGAUAGAGAAACAGAAGGCCUUUCCUUGUCAUCUGUUCAUCAUGGAGUCCCUCCAAUGGUUUGUG
Panicum virgatum (switchgrass) is the source of this 4148-nucleotide messenger RNA. RefSeq lists its product as uncharacterized. The record is from RefSeq and is a predicted model, not a curated record. The coding region runs from base 1 to 4083 and encodes 1360 amino acids. The transcript has a single exon. Gene Ontology annotation, biological process: defense response to other organism. NCBI's taxonomy places the organism in Eukaryota, Viridiplantae, Streptophyta, Magnoliopsida, Poales, Poaceae.